AUGAGCUCUCCUUAUGCACCCACGAAAGCGCGCGUUCUACCAAGGCGGGUCCACGCCAAGCCGCGGACAUUGCUUGACUUAACAUCGCCACGUGUCGUUCAAGCGCCUGUUGUAGAAGAUGUUGUAGCUGCUUCACAGGACGCAUUUUUUGGGGUGGAACAAGAAGUUCCACAAGAAAUGUGUACGAACUCCGCGAGUUCUACGUGGAAGAGACCCGCAGUCAAAGGCAACAGUCUCCCCCUCUCCCCGCGACACUGCACGAUUGCAUCGAAAGAGGAGACAACGGCGCCAACUAUACAAACACCUGUUUCAAUCCUCAAUUGCACCAGAAAAACCUCGGGAUAUUGGGCGCGCGAUGGGAGCCACGCGCAAAGGAUCCACCUUACCAGCAGUUAUGUUUUUUUUUACCGUCAUCUUCUAACGCGCAUAACGGAUCCGCCAGAAAAAAUAAAAGAGUACUCCGUUCGACUUCAUAGCAGGAACGGAAGAGACGACAAAUUGAAAAGUUUACCGGAACCUGUAGCAAACAUUUUGCAAGAUAUGGCAGAGGACAUGCUCGGUUACGGGCAAGAUGAACUCAAAGUAUGGCUUGAUCAAGGUCUCGAUAACUCCACUUUCUACAAGAACCUUGGAGCGAACGAAGAGGAACAUAGAGCGAAUUUGGAGGAUUUGAGGAACGAACGUGCAGAAUGGCGUCCGCAGAUAUUCAAAGCACUUCAACUUGCAUUGCGCGACGUUCGCUCCUACAAAUACGAAGCCGGCAAGUGGAUUUCCAAUCAGCGACGAGGCAAGCGAGAAGUCGAUGGAAUGAUCGAAGCAGUUCCCGAGUGCAGCAGAUACGGAAGUUAA
Messenger RNA from Cylicocyclus nassatus, 849 nucleotides. The record is from the annotation of a GenBank genome assembly. NCBI's taxonomy places the organism in Eukaryota, Metazoa, Nematoda, Chromadorea, Rhabditida, Strongylidae.